CUUUUCGUCUUUAAAGAAUCUUUUCGCUGCAUUAGGACAACAAGCGUCCAAAGACGCAGAAGAAAUGAUCGAUGGAUUUUAGCCUUUGAUUACGAUGGAAAAGAAGGAUAAAAAGGAUGAAGAGGGUGAUGGCCAGUUGUUUGUUUGGCAAGGGUAUACUGGCAAGGUUGAACUGAUCUCCUUCAAGACCUUUCUUACCAAACCUGUAAGGAGAGUAGCAUUAGGGGGAGAUCACUCUCUUAUUCUUACAUAUGAUGACUGUUUGUUUGCCUGUGGUAGCAAUCAGAACAGUCAGCUAGGCUGCCCUAACCUCGGCCGGGAAUAUUCUUUUGAUCCCUGCUUGGUGGAUACAGUAUGUGGUAAAGGCAUUCAGCAAAUAGCUUGUGGAACCAACCAUUCUGCCUGCAUAGACAAGGAUGGUUCCCUGUAUUCAUGGGGAGAUAAUCAACAUGGCCAGUGUGCUAAAGAUCCUUCUGAACAUAUUGAAGUUCUGUCCCCUUCUUGUAUUGAGUUGUCUACUCCUGGCACAGUAUGUAAACAUGGGGUUACUUCCCCAGGAGUUAAAGAAGCAGCCCAUAAAAUAUCUUGUGGGGCCACACAUAGUGUAGCACUUGGGGUGGAAGGGAAUGUGUGGAUUUGGGGUAGGGGUCCACAGUUAGGACUAGGGGAUGUUCAGCAACCAUGGCAACCAACUGUUUUAGAAACUUUUCGUGGAAAGAAGGUCCUAGAUAUAUGUAGUGGAGAUUUUCAUAAUGCUGUGCUGGUUGCAGAUGAAAAAGAAAUGAAAGACAUGUCAAGUGAAGUGAGGGACAGUAAGAAAACAAAAGACAGUGGUUUGAAAUCAGAUAUAUUAGAAGCUAGUUACAUUAAUACUUCAUGUGCUGAAUGCAUGAACCUGCAUAAUACUCUAGAAACAUCAGAUAUUAAAGAGAAAGACAGUAAAAAAUUGGGUAUUGUACUUGAAAGUGCCAAAAGCAUUGAUAAGCAUAAUAAUGUAGAAGAUAAAACAGGUAUUAAUGAUAAAAGAUCUGGAACUGUUGUAAAGGUAUCACAGUCAGAAGAGAAUAAGACUGUUGAAGAUGUUGCUGCAGAGUCUGUUAAAGAUGUAGAUGUGAAUGAUGUUUUUGUAAAGUUAGACAGUGAUAAAGAAUCUAAAGGGGUUAAAGAUGAGAAUGAAGGUCCACAUGUUGUAGAAACUGAAGAUGGAAAAGGUGAUAAAACGACUGUGAUAGGAGAAGUCAAGGUUGAAAGUGGGGAAGAGUCACAACCUGCAGUUAUACAUCCAGCUGAACAAAGUAUUUAUGAUGUUUAUAGUUCAGAGAGUAAAACAGAAACAACUGAAGGUAGUUCCUCGAGUGAGGUCAGUAAAACUGAAUUGGAAGAUGUAGAACUAAGGAAGAAGAGUAGCUUAACAGAACCAAGAAGUCUUGAAGAUAUAUUGACUGCUAGUAUAAGAAGUGAUUCUUCACAAAUUUCAAAUUUGUCUUCUAAAUCAAGGUCAAAGAGUUUCUUGGAUGAGACUGGUGCACGUGAAUAUCUAGCCAGGCAGUUUCAGGACGAGGAUAACCUAGAAGUUGCAAGCUCAAAAGUGGACAAGCGCAAGUCUGAGGAGCUUAUACCCUUGACCGCCACAGCAAGUGCAGCUCCGUCUUCUCCUGGCACUUACAUGAUGCAGACUGUUUCUACAUUAACUAGUCAUGUCAGUUCAAUGACAACCAAGGCUCUUAGUAACAUAGCAUCAGUUCCAGGAAAGUUCCGUUUUGCUGGAGCUGGAGCUGAAGAAGAGACAAAAUCAAGUACGGAAACCCUAGAAGUUUCUGAAAUUUCGGAUCUUGAAACUGGAAGUACAGAGAACAUUUCUGGUAAUCUGGAUAAAUCUAUCCUCGAUUUUAGUAACCUGACCGUCAGUGACACAUCUCUGAAUGCUAGUCAGCUCUCUUUGCCGGAAUCAGAGAAGAGUAACGAUAGUAGCGGAUCACUUGAGUCCAGUCCAGUUAAAAGGAGGAAGGACCAGUCUAAUAGACUGUCAGUGAGUAAAGAGUCACAGUCUAUCAGAACAAUUGAAGCCAAACAAGAAAAUCUGAGGAAAAGAUCACUUAGUCUUCUCUCAGGAGAGGAGAAGCAUAAAGAACAUGUUGUUGCUGAUGUUUACAUGUUGGAUACAGAGGUAUGGACAUGGGGUCGUGGGAGCAAAGGUCAGCUUGGUCUAGGAGAUAUGCUUGAUAGGACAGAGCCAUAUUGUGUACAGAUUCUUACAGGACGGAGGAUUGUUAAACUUGCCUGUGGUUCCUAUCAUACUGUGGCACUUUCAUCAACAGGGGAGGUCUACUCGUGGGGACAGAAUGAUUCCGGACAGCUUGGGCAUAGUGAAAUAUCAUGUUCACCUGCUAGAAUAGAGUUGACAUAUGACUGUUGUGCUUGGUGUGUAGAUGCAGGGAGCAAUCACACGGUAUUUCUGAUGGAUAGUGCCAGUACACAGGGUAACAGACCCGAGGUCUUCUUUACUGGCAAACAUCCAUGUAAAGAUCUUUAUGUUCCAAUAUACAAGACAGGCAGGUUAACUCCCUUGAAGUUUCUCAAGAAGGCUGGCUGGAUUAGUUCUGUGACAACAGGAGGAGAUAACUGUGCGUGUAUAUCACGACAACAGACAGAUAUGACCCAGGCUCUGUUUGAAGUGACAAGAUUUGUGAGGGAGUUACACAGGCAUCUGCAGCAGAUUACACAAGACUUUGUCAAGAGAAUACAAAUGUCAGGAUUCUUCACAAGUCUUGAAGUACAGCCAUACAAAACAAUGAUAGACAGUUUACUAACAACGUUCACAGAAUUGUCAACAAAGGUUGGGAUCUAUGGUAUAGAACUAACAGACAAGUUCUGCAUGGGAGAAAGCAUUCUAAAUGCCUCACUGUUCACAGUCUAUGAUGAGUUUGUGGCUGAAUUGAAGAGAUACUCAACUGCAUUUGAAGAUAUGGUUGCUACGGGUGCUUUUGAAUACUGUGCCAAAAAUGCUAGUUCAAUGUUUGAAGUGUUACAAGAGUUCUACAAGGACUUACUGAAGACUAACCAAACUGAGGCAAAACCUGAUCAUUCAGCUAAAUUCCGGGAAAUCAUGUAUGUACCACUGAAAAACGUCAAGGAAAUAUCAGUUGUUGUCACUAAAUUCUCGGAGUUGUUUAAAAAGCCAAGCAAGGAAUGCAACCUGCUAUCCAGUGUACAUUUAAAUCUGGAACAUUUUGUACGAAUGUCUCAGACGGCCAUAUCUGAUGCAGAUAACACGAGGAUGUUCUGGGAAAGUUCCGCUACUAAAAUAUCUGAUAGUUUGAAGAGUCCAGCUAGGAGAUUGAUUAAAGAAAGUAGAUCUUGUCCUCUGUCACUGCUGAAUGCUGGGAGAUUUUCAACUCAUACAUUCUACCUGUUCAAUGAUUUGUUUAUACAUGCUCAGUAUUCUAAUUACCAGUCAUAUCCUCUAGAGACAGUAUGGAUAGAUUUGCCAUCUUCAGAAUCUACCAGCCAACAAAAUGUGAUCACAGUUACUACCCCUGAGGAUGUUCUCACUUUGACUACGCCAACAUCACAGAUAAAGGUAGAAUGGGUUGUUGCAUUCAACACAGCUAUCAACAAAGUGCUAGCCAGUCAGAAAUCAGUAAAUAGACAGAACAGCGGAGAACGUGUUCAUACACCAGUGAUCAGGCUUGCACGUCACACGUUUACCAAGCAUACACUGUACAGAGAGGGCAACUACAGGGGCUACUGGUUAAAUGGAAAAGUUCAUGGAUCCGGGUUAUUGAAAUGGCCAGAUGGUAGAAAAUACAGAGGAAAAUUCAAACAUGGCAGUAUUACUGGGUCUGGUAAGAUGGUUGUACCUAAAGAAAACGACACUGAAGAGAUACAGGAAGGGGCAUGGAAAGAUGGAAAACUUCAUGGGCAUGGCAAAAUCAAGUACAGUAACGGGGAUCUGUAUGAUGGAUACUUCAAGGACGCUAUGCGACAUGGUCAUGGUGUGUUUAGGAAAGGGAAAUAUUUAAACAGUGCAUCAUUUGUUUAUGUUGGAGAGUGGCUGUUUGAUAAAAAACAUGGAUAUGGUGUCAUGGAUGAUAUACUGAAAGGGGAGAAGUAUAUGGGUAUGUGGCAGGAAGACGGUCGCCAUGGUGAUGGAGUUGUUGUCACGCUGGAUGGAAUGUAUUUCGAAGGAAACUUUCAGCAUGAUAAAUUGAUUGGCCAUGGUCUGAUGUUAACAGAUGAUAACAGUUGUUACGAAGGAGAAUUUGCUGGUAUUACCAUGUUGCAGGGAAAGGGAUGUUUAACAUUCCCCAGUGGUGAUAAAAUAGAUGGUACAUUCAGUGGAACUUGGAAUCAAGGUCUGAAAAUAUCAGGAACAUUCCAUAAAACACCUCUAACUACGUCAAUGUCGAAACAUUCAUGGAUCAGAGUUACCAUGGAAAAUGUAUCUAGUUUGUUUGGAAAAUUGUGUGUGAAGCCAGAGAGAAAAUGGGAAGAGAUUUUCUACCAAUGUUACGACAGUCUUCACUAUAGUGGAGAUGGGGAACCAAAUACAAAUAAAGCCUGGGACCAUGUGGUCUCUUGUAUUGUGACCGGGAAACAGCGCUUGAAGGAAAGAGAUAAAAGUCGUAUGUCUUCUAAACAGAAACGAGAGUUGAGUAACCUAGAACAACUAGAGAAGAUACCCACCCACAGUGUUCCUAUACUCACAAUAGAACACUACUCACAAACUGUGCAAUACUUAAUCAAGGCAUUUGAGACUAAUGCUCACCCUCUAGGGAAACUGAUGGAAGAACUGGUUGACGUGUUUAGGGCAGCGUAUAUUGGGAUAGGAGCUCACCCACGACUGUUGUACCAUGCUGUCCAGGAGUUACAGUCUUAUAUGAAGAGAAUCUAUAGAGUUAUAAGAAUAUUGUUCCCAGAAUUGCCUGGGAAGGGUGAUCCCACACAUAUAUACCAAGAGAAACAGAGACGGGCCAGUACCCCUAUCAGGGAGAACAUGGGCUUUAUACAGAGACAGAUAUCGGAGGUUGAUGGGGAGGAGUUACCAAAGGAAGUAGUUUCAGCAGCUGGUCUGUUACAGCCUAUUUUGCUACCAAAGAUAUAUCCAGCAUUAUUUGACCUCUAUGCACUCCACAAUGAUCGUGAGGAUGAGAAAUAUUGGGAGAGGGUGAUGAAGCUGAACAAACAGGGUGAUAUGUCCCUGAUGGCUUAUCUUGGCAUAGAUCAAAGUUUCUGGUGUCUUGAUGGGUCCAUGUUUGAAGACAAAAAAGUGAGAAUAUCUUCAAUCAGGGAUCAUAGCUAUUCAAGAGCAGUAGACGUUUUACAGCAAAUCAGCACUGCAUUCUGCCCUCUGGAAAAGCUUGAAGUGAUCCAGCAUACAUUCCUGGCAGUAUCACAGACUGUUCAAGAGUACUCUGGUGAAGAGCAUAUUUGGUGCAUGGAUGAUCUGUUCCCGAUAUUCCAAUUUGUAGUGAUCAGAGCUCGGAUCCACCACCUGGGUGCCGAGAUACACUUUAUUGAGGAAUUAAUGGAGAGCUACCUGGAGUUUGGAGAACUUGGCAUCAUGUUUACAACAUUAAAAGCAUGUUACUAUCAGAUACAGAAUGAAAAGAUGCCAAUUCACUAAACUGAGAUCGUCUUUGAAAUGUUGUGUUAUUUUAAGUUAUUUAUAUCCUUAAUGCUAUCAUAUACAUUCCUAAUUUAACUAUUAGAAAAUAAAUGUUUGAGAUUAUUGCUUCCAGUUAACCAAAAUGCUUUCAUGAGAGUAUUUAUUUAUUUAAUGAUUGACAGUAGAUAUGUGAGCCACACCAUGAGAAAACCAACAUAGUGGGUGCGCGACCAGCAUGGAUCCAGACCAGCCUGCGCAUCCGCGCAGUCUGGUCAGGCUCCAUGCUGUUUGCUUUUAAAGCCUUUUGGAAUUGGAGAAACUGUUAGCGAACAACAUGGAUCCUGACCAGACUGCGCGGAUGCGCAGGCUGGUCUGGAUCCAUGCUGGUAGCAAAGCCACUAUGUUGGUUUUCUCAUGGCAUGGCUCAUUUAAUUAUUGACAGUAGAUAUGUAUUGAUUUCAUGAUUUUAUGGGUGCACAUACAUUUAGGAUUUCAUACAUUAUAUAACUGUUCGAUGUGUCAAAAUUUAGAACAUUUCGCUUUUCACACGCUUUAUCUGAACAUGGUUUAAAUCUUCUUGUCAAACCAUAUAUGAAGUCUGGAAUGAGUAGUAAAAUUCAUCUGGCAAUUUUUUUUAUUACGUAUAAAGAUUUACUACUGUUACAUGUAAUCGUUCAAAUUCUUAUAAAGCAUUCCGUGCUUGUAAAAUUUCUUGUUGCAGUAGAUUUCAGAUGUAUUUGGAUCGAGAGGUUUAAGUUCGAUCCUUGAGCUAGGCGUAUGUUUUUCAUGAUGAUUUGAUAAAAGACACUGUGUCUGACAUCAUUCGUCCCCCACUUCUGAUUCAUGUGGGGAAGUAGGCAGUUACUUGUGGAGAACAGGUUUGUACUGGUACAGAAUCCAGGAACACUAGUUAGAUUUACUGCCCGCCAUUACAUAACUGGUAUACUGUUGAAAAAUGUCGUUAAACCCAAAACAAACAAAAUGUAUCCUCGUUAGGCAGUUUGGGCAUUCUUCCAAUGUAAAUAUAGCUCAGUGCAUACGUUUUUCCGUAAAAGUCGAAGAAUGGCAAAUUCUCGUAUGGAAAAUAAGUAAUUUACCAACUGUAAUUACUGGUCCAAUGCCUUAACAUGAUCUUCAGAUAGAGUUUGAUAUAGCAUUAUUUUGAAAAGUAGUACACCACAAUAUCAAAUCUUUAAACCAGAAAGCUGAGUCUGAAAUAUUGAAAUGCAUAAAACAGUAUUAUGAUAGAGUAUAUUUGAGCCGUGUCAUGGGAAAACCAACAUAGUGGGUUUGCAACCAGCAUGGAUCCAGACCAGCCUGCGCAUCUGCGCAGUCUGGUCAGGCUCCAUGCUGUUCGCUUUUAAAGCCUAUUGGAAUUGGACAAACUGUUAUCGAACAUCAUGGAUCCUGACCAGACUGCGCGGAUGCGCAGGCUGGUCUGGAUCCAUGCUGGUCGCAAAGCCACUAUGUUGGUUUUCUCAUGGCAAGGCUCAAAUAUCUUUCACAAAUGAACAUCAGAUGCAAUAUUUUCAUGAGUGGCAUAGCCACAAGUGAAAAUGUAAGAUAUGGUGUUCAUGAGUGAAAGAUAUUUUCUUUUUAUUUCAUGUUUUGAUCUUAAGGCUUAGACCAAUUCCAGCUGAAAUUAAUUGGAGAACAUUUUGGAUCUGUAGACUACUAUUAGAGCUCUAGUAGCAACCAUUCAAAAUUCAAAAAGUAUCUAAAAUUUGAGAAAAAUCUCUAAACUAUAGUAAUUGGUUGACAGUCUAAAAAUAGCCAAACCAUUACAUAUGAUGUAGAUAAAGUUAUUUAUGUCCACUUUUAUUUUUUUGUCUAAAAAGUAUCUUGUUAUCUACAUGAUUGAUAUUAUAUAAGCAGUAUUGAUAAAUAUUUUUUUUUUAAUUCUAUUGUCCUGUCAAACAUGUAUAUAAAGAGUAUUCUUAGAAACAUUAUAACGGAUUCCUUAUUCAGAAGUUAAAUUUAGAAUUGUUGAUAAAAUGAUAAAGUUUGAAAUUUAGAACCAAGUGUUUAUAUAUAGGCAGUGUUCAGCAAAGGUUUGACUGUUGUUUAUAAAAAUUUGAUUAUUUUUUUUUAAUUAGAUUUGUUAUGAACUCUGUGUUUAUCAUAAUUGUUAUGUGUACCUAAAACUGAAUAAUUAAUGAAGUCUGUUAUUUGAAUAUAAUUUGUCUAUGUUUGUCAUUGAUAAUUUAAGCAUGUGUAAUGUAUAUGUGUAACCAACCAUUUAUGCAUAGUGCAAUAAAUUGCUUGCCAUAUAUGAA
Molecule: messenger RNA, 7884 nt
Organism: Mercenaria mercenaria
Lineage: Eukaryota; Metazoa; Mollusca; Bivalvia; Venerida; Veneridae
Product: alsin-like
Exons: 33
Coding region: 95-5626 (1843 amino acids)
Source: RefSeq, a predicted model, not a curated record